This is a messenger RNA of Daldinia vernicosa, 1509 nucleotides long. Its product is annotated as FAD/NAD(P)-binding domain-containing protein. The record is from RefSeq and is a predicted model, not a curated record. NCBI's taxonomy places the organism in Eukaryota, Fungi, Ascomycota, Sordariomycetes, Xylariales, Hypoxylaceae. Bases 208 to 1509 code for a protein of 433 amino acids. The transcript has 4 exons.
CGUGUCAACGCCAUUAGCCAAUACACACCCCCUUCCCCUUUGAACGCCUCAGUUCUAUAAAAGCGGGUUGGUCGACGGUCUCCAUCAUCGGCACUUUCUUAAAAUAAUUGAACCAUCCGGACCAAGGCCGUGUUUUUUCAUUCACCCCCAUCUCCGAAAUUCUAUAAUCGUAUCCCGAAGACAUAAUUAAGGUGAGAAAUCUACGGCAUGGAGAAAUGCCAGCAAGAAAGAGAUUACUUACCCCCCAAACGUGUUAUCAUCAUCGGCGGGUCCCUCUCCGGACUCAUGCACGGCAUCGUGCUCCACCGUCUCGGAAGCACAGUCCGAGUCCUAGAACAAUCGCUCGCCAAUACACCUAUCUCUCACAUGGCAGGGGUAUGCCUCGGUAUCGAUGUGCAACGCCUUCUGGAGCGCUUUGAUCGUACCCCAGGAAUUCCCUUGGGUAUUUCGGCUGUGCAAUUACAGUCACUCGAUAAACAGGGCAAGAUCAACCCUUCUGUACGAAUCAAUCGGAUCAUGUCUUCAUGGGAUGCACUUUAUUUCCGAUUAAGAGCCAAUUUCGACAUGCAAGCAAGCGACUAUGUCCCGCAUCCGCCUGCAUUGGAUUUAAGGGCAGAUGAAGACGCAGAUGGCGCUAAAUCAAGAGCAAGAUAUGAAAUUGGAAAGCAAGUCAUAGGUAUAGAGCAGUUCAAGAACGGUCAACUACUGGUUCGCUAUAAGGAUCAUACGGAUGGUGGCGCAGAUUCACAAGCACUGGCAGACCUAGUACUCGGUGCCGAUGGCCCAAACUCAAUAGUCCGCAAGAUCUUUUUAGAGUCAGGUCAAGCAGAUCAGAAAUAUACGGGAUAUGUGGCAUGGCGCGGUAUAGUUCCAGAGGAGCAAGUGAGUGAAGAGACGCGAGAAGUAUUUCGGGCAAACAUAACAUAUUCGAUAUUAAAGGGUGAAGGUGGCCACGUGAUACUUUACUACAUACCAGGAAAAGGCGGUUCCGUCGAGCCUGGUAAGCGCCUCUUGAACUUCUGCUGGUAUACUAAUAUUCCGCUUUCCUCCCUGAGUACGAUCAUGACCGACAUCAAUGGUAAGCAGCACCAUACCAAAUUACCACCCGGACAAGUCCGCCCCGAAGUCUGGGAGACCCAAAAGGCUAUAGCCAGAACACAAUUCGCGUCACCGUAUCUCGAAGUCAUCGAAAAGAUCGGAUUACCUUUCCUACAUCUCAUCACCGAUUACUGCUCUCCACGCGCCUCCUUUAUGGGAGGCAAAGUCCUGCUAGUAGGAGAUGCGGUCUCCCUGCUGCGGCCACACACUGCUUAUUCUACGAAUCAAGCCGCAUACCAUGCCCUCUUGACCGAGAAACUGGUCACUAAAAAACUGACGCUGGAGGAAUGGGAAUACCAAGUUACGACCGCUGCAUACAACCGCCGUGCUCUUCUGGGCAACAUCUGCACUGGCAAAACUGAGGGUUUGGAUGGGGUGGUUACCACCGCAGGUAAUUUAGUUACCAAGUGA